AUGGCGCCAGCCCCCAAUGAAGCUGGACGGCUCGCGGAAGCAGAGGCAGCAGCGAAGACGAGCCCAGCCAAAGCCCAGAAGAUAUACCAGGAGGUGAUUGCUGAAGGCCCGGGAUCCAGCGAGGCCGCAUCUAGAGAGUAUGAAGUUGCUUUACUAGGCCUGGGGAAGCUUUAUCGAGAUCAGAAGAAACCGAACGAGCUCGCGGAGCUACUCAAAACAAGCAGAUCCUCAUUCUCCUCAUUUGCAAAGGCCAAGUCAGCGAAGUUGGUCCGCCAGCUCCUCGACUACUUCACCGAUAUCCCAAACACACUCGACAUUCAGAUUGCCGUCAUCAAAUCGUGUAUAGAAUGGGCCGUAUCUGAACGACGAUCAUUUCUCCGACAGAAUCUCGAGACCAGGCUUGUUGUGAUAUACAUGCAGAAGCAAACGUACUAUGAUGCCCUUACCCUAAUCAACUCGCUUCUCCGCGAACUUAAGCGCCUGGAUGAUAAACUUGUGCUUGUGGAGGUUCAGCUGCUGGAGUCUCGCGUUUACCAUGCCCUUGGUAACCAGCCAAAGGCCCGCGCUGCAUUAACUUCAGCUCGAACAUCAGCAGCAUCCGUCUACACCCCACCUCUACUGCAGGCUGGCUUGGAUAUGCAGAGUGGAAUGCUACAUGCCGAGGAUAAGGAUUUCAAUACCGCGUUCUCCUACUUUAUUGAAGCUCUUGAGGGUUACCACGCCCAGGAGGAUGCCAGCAAGGCUACCUCUGCCCUACAGUACAUGCUCCUAUGCAAAAUAAUGUUGAACCUGGGGAACGAUGUCAAUACCUUGCUGGCCUCCAAACACGCAAUUCGAUAUGCUGGCACAAGCCUAGAAGCCAUGAAGGCUGUUGCCCGUGCACACUCGAACCGAUCGUUGGAGGAAUACGAGAAAGCCUUGUCCGACUACAGAUAUGAGCUCGGCAGUGAUGUCUUCAUCCGAAACCAUCUCCGAAGGCUCUACGAUGCCAUGUUGGAGCAGAACCUGAUCAAGGUCAUUGAACCUUUCAGCCGGGUAGAGAUUGCCCAUAUUGCAAAGAUAGUGGGUUUGGAUACGCAGCAGGUUGAGAAGAAGCUGUCGCAAAUGAUCCUUGAUAAAGUGAUAAUCGGCGUUCUUGACCAAGGUGCCGGCUGCUUGAUCAUCUUCGACGAGGCGGAGAGGGACAAGGGAUACGAUGCUGCGCUUGAGACCAUCGACAGACUCAGCACAGUGGUAGAUCUUCUGUACACUAACAAAGCUUCUUUACUAGAGUAG
Messenger RNA from Arthroderma uncinatum, 1275 nucleotides. RefSeq names its product 26S proteasome non-ATPase regulatory subunit 11. Gene Ontology annotation, molecular function: protein binding; structural molecule activity. Gene Ontology annotation, cellular component: proteasome regulatory particle, lid subcomplex. Gene Ontology annotation, biological process: ubiquitin-dependent protein catabolic process. NCBI's taxonomy places the organism in Eukaryota, Fungi, Ascomycota, Eurotiomycetes, Onygenales, Arthrodermataceae. The record is from RefSeq and is a predicted model, not a curated record. Bases 1 to 1275 code for a protein of 424 amino acids. The transcript has 2 exons.